Messenger RNA from Sipha flava (yellow sugarcane aphid), 4475 nucleotides. RefSeq lists its product as uncharacterized. NCBI's taxonomy places the organism in Eukaryota, Metazoa, Arthropoda, Insecta, Hemiptera, Aphididae. Bases 371 to 4042 code for a protein of 1223 amino acids. The transcript is spliced from 17 exons. Gene Ontology annotation, cellular component: SWI/SNF complex. Gene Ontology annotation, biological process: positive regulation of DNA-templated transcription. The record is from RefSeq and is a predicted model, not a curated record.
CGUUCAAACGCGCGCACGCACACACACACCAUACACAUACAAUACACACACGUUCAUCAUCAAUUAUGUGGCCGUGCCGCCGACUACGGAUAAUAUUGUAGUAGUAGUGGCCGAAAUACGUAUCGCGUCGUUGUGUUUAUUGUGAAUAUCAUGUUAUGUUGUUGUUAUCGGCCGUGGUGUUAAUUGCCGUCGGUGUUUCAUUGUGCGACUGUGAUGUUGUCGCCGCUGAAUUAUUAGUGCCGCGCACAGUCAUCGAAUUACGAUUAUUAUUAUUAUUAUGUAACGGAAUCGGAUCGCCGGACACUGCUGCUGGCGUCGUGCGCGAAACGUUCAUUCAAACUAAAAUUUCAGGUGGAUAAAACGUAAUUGAAUGUAUGGUGUGUGCUGCAGACUGGAAGGCACCGUGGAUUCUAUACCACAGGGCCUAUUAGACGGCCGCCCUGCCAGUUCACUGGUUCUCACUCAUCAUCAGUAUCAACAACUACAACAUAUACAAGCACAACAAGAACAAGCGGCUGCAGGAGGAUUAACAUUAACACUUCAUCAUCAAACUACUGGUACAGGAACUAACGGUGUACUAACAGGAGGACCUCAACUAGUUCUUGCAAGUUCUCAAGGGCAAGGGAUAACAACUUUUCCUUCAGUAACUACUCAACAAGCAGCAACAUUACAUCAGCAUACUAGUAUUCAACAAGUGUUACAUCAACAUGUUCAACAUUCAAACAUUCUUCACUCAACAAGCAUACGACAGAUGGGUGCCCAACAGCAUACAUCUGGUACAAUGGUUCAACAACAACAGGCUACAGCGAUAUUGGAUACUACAAAUACUAAAUGUAUACCGCCUUCGCCUGGAUCACCAUUUUCUUCACGAUCACUUACUCCCUCUCCCCAGCAGAGAGUUAUUACACCCCAACCACAAGUUAUCCAUCAGAUGAUGAGUGCUAAUGGUCCGGUUUUACAAUUUAUACAACCAAAUAGUCGAAAUAAUGUAAAUAAUGUUCAAGUAAAAAGUAAACCGCCGCCCCAAAUAUUACCUAAACCAAUGGGUAGUAAUAAUCAUGUACAGAACCAUGCUAGUAUUAAUAGCAUAAAAUCACAACAAUCACAUCAUUCAACCUCAAUACAUAGUCAACAACAAGGUGCUUUCUUAAUAAAUCAAAUUAUGCCAACUACUGGUGUAAUAGUUGGUCCACAAACAACUGGUGGUCUUCAGCUUAUUCUCCGAUCCCCUAAUACUCAAAAUACUAAUACCCAACAAGCUCAAGUUACAUGCAAUGGUACCCAAAUAUUACUUCAACAGCCCAGACAACAGUCAAAUCAGGUUGUAAGGUUAGUAAGUGGUCAAAGUGUUCAAUUGCAACAAAUUCAAACAUGUUCUGGCCCAGCAUUAGUUGCAUUGUCUACUAAUCCUCAAUCUAACAUCACCCAAACAUCAAAUAAUAGGUCAAUGAAUAUUAAAAAAAAGAAACAGAAAAUUCAUUCAAGGCCUCAUGAUGAUGAACCUGUACGAUUAGAUUUAGCCAAUCUAAUCAAACUUUCAGGUAUUGAUGAAGAAGACUCGGGUACACCUAUAAUACAACAAACUCAAAUAAAUCAAACUAAUAGAAUUCAACAAACACCUACUCCUCCUCCACAAUCCCAUCAACAAUCUGCACCAUUAUUAGCUCAAUUACAAACUCCUACUUCUUCGUCACAGGGUGGUUUCCGUUUGUCUUUGGGAGAAGAUGGCCGCAUGAUUGUACACCAACCCCAAAUUACUGCUAAUACUCUUACUCAGAGUGUUUCAGCAAGUGUUGCUGCUGCAGCACAAACUCAAUUAGCUCAGUUAGUUGCUGAUCACGGUGGACAUAUUCUACAAAAUGCUGUUUUAAGUGUUGCUGGUGCUGAAUCUUUACUUCUGAAAGGAAGCAAUACUAUGCUACCGACUCAACCUCAAAAUGGUUCUGGGAUGCGUAUUUUGGCUGAUGUUUCUGGGCGCCUUCAAAUUGUUACUGUAUUAGAACCACCGUCAUUACAACAAAAUAUUAUUAAUGGUCAACAUUUAAUGUUUCCUACUACUGGUACUCCUGUGAGUGUUGAAAAUCGGCAAAAUCAUCAACAGUUUGUAAUGUCGACACCAGUUGAAGAUCAACAGAACAAAGUUGUACAACAAAAUAAUAGUAUUCGAGUUAUGCAUAGUAGUAGUACAAUGGUCUCAAGCUUAGAUCAUCAACAAAAUAGUAGUAUUCAGCUGGUUUCAAAUAUGUUAGAUAGUCGAUUAUUAGUGGCAGCAAAUAAUGAUUCUUCAAGAAAUAACGAUAUAGUAUAUAAUGAAGAACAAAACCGAUUACAAAUAGUAACUAAUUCUUCUACUUUAAAUAAAAAUGUAGAAUUACAGAAUCAGUCUCCAAUAAUUCAUACUUCUGAAAGAGUAAUGCAAACUUCAAUAUCAAGGUCUAAAACCGUGCCAGUAUCUUCCCAUAGUCCUAGAAGUAUUCAAUCUGUGAUAAGUCCUCAAUGUAGUCCAGCUAUGUCUCAUAGCUCUAGAAGUAAUUCAAAAAGUCCUGCCUCCUUUAAUUCUCCUGUACCUUCACCGAAUGUUUCCCAGUCAUUUACACCCAUGUUGCCUAAUAGGCCUAACUUAACCAUUGUAACUUCACCUCAACAAAGCAAUAUGCAAUUCUCAAAACCAUGUGCUGCCAUCAUAUCACAAUCAAAUGAUAAUCAUAUGACAUUAUCUAACUACCAGACUUCUGUAAUUAAUAGGACAAAUAAUAGGAGUCCUGUUGCUAUUUCCUCAAAAAUAUUCAGGCCAAACAGUCCACCUAAAGCUUCUGUUCCAGUAGAAGUUCAAUCUCAAAAUGCAUUUUUAGAUAGUAUAGCCCAAUCUCAUCCAAAUAUAUUAAUCAAUAAAACUAUGGUUGUUCCACCAUGUGCUAAUAAAGCACCUAUUAAACCAAGAAAAGUAAAACGAGCUGCUGUUGUAAAACCAAUGGUAUUUCAAUGUGAUGAAAAAGAAAAAGAACUUCAUGAUACACCAGUUCCUUUAAACUCGCCAGAAAGUAGUAUUUCAAAUCAAAGGGUUAAAACUAUACAACUUACACCACAAAAACAACAGCUGUUAAAAGCAGUUCAAAAUCAAAUUUCUGCAUUGAGUGCUAAAAAAUUUCGUACAAGUAGUGAAACAACUGCUUUGCAGAGAUUGUUUAACGAACAGCAGAAAAUUUUACAAUGUGGAAAAAUUGUUCCUACGCUUUCUGGACAAAAUUCACAAGGCAUUACCUAUGUAUCUACACCUGUAAGAUUAGUGCCUCCUCCUUGUCCUAUGACAUUAAGUCCUCCCCAUACUAUUUCACCUCCUCUUCCUGUACAAACAUCAAUAGCUGCAUCACCUCCAACCAGCAAUAAAGCAACAUCUCCUUUACAUGUUCAAGUGGGAACGCAAACAUCAUGUGAACCUUCCCCAACUCUUCCUGCAUUUAGUGCUUCAAAACGAAUAUCAUUGAUUUCUGAACGAAUAGCAGCAGAUCAAUUAGGUGCAACUAAUCCUGAUGUUGUCUCUCCAUUUAGUUCAGCCAGUGAUGCUGUAAAACGAUUAUCACGUUAUCAUUGUUUAAAUGAUGCUGUACUAUCAGAGAGAGAUUUAGAGUUGGCUGAUGAAAUAUUUGAAUCUACUGCCAAACAUUUGUUAGAUAAAAAAGCAUCAUUAUUUAACAAAUAUCGUUACCUAUUAUUUAAAGAAAGUAUGAGAGAAGUACAAACGUCUGAAUUGAUUAUGUUGGGGCGAUUAUUUGAUGCUGAUGAAUCUGCACAAUUACAGCAAUUAAAACAAAAUGUUAAUACAAAUUCAAUUAAUACAUCAACAAGUUGUAGUGAUGAACCAAUAUCUAGAAAACGUGAACAUCAAUCUGAAGAUGAUCAGACUAUAUCAGAAAACAAACGCCAUUGCCCUGAUGAUGAAGAAAUCAAUGCACAGGUGCAAAACGCCAUAGACAGUAUUUUGAAUUUGCAACGCAGUGAUCCGGCAACGGAUGAAGCGGUGCGCAGCAUUUUACCGUCCUAGCAUAUUGGUCCUAGGAAAUUUUUGACCACAGCAUGAACAUUAAAAUAUUGGUUCCUCCGUGUAUGGAUUUCCUAAAAGCGAUUAUGGUAAUAUUUGACUGUGUUAAUAUUAAUUUAAUUUUUUUCCUUUCUUUUUAUAUUAAUGUUUAUUUUCUUUUUAAUAUCUUACAUUUAACUAAAAAAAUGUUUAAGAAAGAAAUAUGUUAAGGUAGAAAUUUAAGAUAAUGUGAGGAUGGGCUUCAACAAUUUUAUAAAUCGAGUUUGGAAACUGAUUACUCUUCUACUGACAAUUACAAUGUUACCAAAUCAAAAUAACUAAGAAAUUUCUUUAUCUAGUCUACUCAAACAAUUCACAUCACUUGUUGUUAUUAGUUUAUUUUUAUAUAGGUUUGAAGAUAAUUACAUUAAAUUUAGAACAAAUUUAAGUGAAUAAA